Molecule: messenger RNA, 431 nt
Organism: Cyprinus carpio (common carp)
Lineage: Eukaryota; Metazoa; Chordata; Actinopteri; Cypriniformes; Cyprinidae
Product: protein CD300H-like
Exons: 2
Coding region: 75-416 (113 amino acids)
Source: RefSeq, a predicted model, not a curated record
GGUGUGGAGCAGAAACCAGAGACACAUAUCUGACUUUCAUCUCCCUGAACACUAAAAUUCAGCUCAACCUCAUCAUGCCUCCAGUAGUGAGACAUGAAGGAGAAUCUGCUGAGAUCAUCUGCUCUUAUGAUUCAAUCUAUAAAUCAAAGCCAAAGUCUCUCUGUAAGGGGAAGUGCUCCACUAGAGACAGAAAUCCUCUCAGUGAGACUGUGAGAGAAGAGAACGAGACCAAGACUGACAGAUUGACUCUGAAUGAUAACAUCACUGCAGGUGUCUUCACUGGGACCAUCACUGGACUGACAGCAGAGGAUGCUGGGAAAUACUGGUGUGCAGUGACAUUAGAAACAGAGCUCAAUUAUCUUUACACUCAUCUGAUCGUCAUCAUGAACGAGGGUGAGGAAGGUUUCUGCAUCUGAAUAUGUGAAACUAUG